This is a messenger RNA of Salvia splendens (bonfire salvia), 1707 nucleotides long. RefSeq lists its product as uncharacterized. The transcript is spliced from 3 exons. Gene Ontology annotation, molecular function: zinc ion binding; nucleic acid binding. NCBI's taxonomy places the organism in Eukaryota, Viridiplantae, Streptophyta, Magnoliopsida, Lamiales, Lamiaceae. Bases 1 to 1707 code for a protein of 568 amino acids. The record is from RefSeq and is a predicted model, not a curated record.
AUGAGCAUCGAUUGCGGUAUAAAUGAGCAAACAGACGUUGUAGAUGUUGGAUUGAAUACUCAAGAGAAUGUACAAGAGCAUGCUGAUGUUGAUGUUGUACGAGGAGACCUUGCAGAUCCAGAAUUGUCGUCAUCAUCGUCCGAUGAUAUUUUAAGUGAUGAUUCCGGUGCUGACUCUAGUGAUGAGGAGGUUGUGUAUAAACCCGUCGUACAAGGUGAACAACCACUUCCAGAAUAUGUUCACACUGGGUUGAAAUAUUUUCGCAAACUGCCAAGUGGUCCUACUGAGUUGCUAAAAAAUGCGGAGUUUAGUGCCGCCGCCGUAAGAAAUUUUGUUCAUGACAAAUAUCAUGUGGUAGUCAGUUAUAAGAAGGCAUGGUAUGCACGGAGAAGGGCUUUAGAGAUUGUAUUUGGUGGAUGGGAGGAGUCAUUUAGGGAUUUGCCAAGCUACAUGCUUGAACUGCAGUAUAGGAAUCCAGGCACCAUUGUUGAGUGGAGGCAUAACGAGUUGUUGAGCCAGGGUCGUACUAAAGUCUUCUAUUAUGUGUUCUGGGCACUUGGGCCUGCUAUACAUGCUUUCCAGGAGUGCCAACCAGUUUUGACAAUAGACGGAACUCACCUACGAGGAAGAUUCAAAGAAACUGGCGACAGCUGGGAGUGGUUUUUGGAUCAUGUUCGAAUUCACGUGGUGAAGUACGAAAGGGAGGUAUGCAUCAUUUCGGAUAGGCACAAAGGAAUCCUCAAGGCUAUGCGUUCAGAUGAAUGGAAAAAGCCGCCGAUGUGUCACCACAAAUUUUGUUUGAUCCAUGUGAGGAAAAAUAUCUUGUCUAAACUUAAGGGUAAGGGAGGUAAAGCGAAAGGCAAGAUAUGGGCAUUGGGUGUCACAACUCAAGUACGCAAGUACGUGAGAAGGCGACGUGCACUACGGGAGGAAAGUCUUGUUGCGAUACACGAGCUCAACAAGGCCAAAAAAGAGAACUGGUCUCUUUGCUACGAUGAUGAACUGAGAUGGGGGGUGCCAUCAACAAACAUGUCAGAGAGCUACAACAACGUACUGAGAGGUGUGAGAGAGUUGCCAAUUAGAGCUUUGGUUGAUCUGACAUUUUGGCGAACAGUAGAAUGGUGGGCAGAUAGAAAGACAGAAAUACAACAAACCGAAGGUCGGUUGACCCCCUGGGCGAGGGACAAACUUGUUGCGAAUGAUGCGAAGGGGCAAAUGCAUUACUGUUCAGUAGUCGCCCGAGAAUUAGGUCAUUACCAAGUUCGAAGUCGUCCACGUGUUGAAAAUGGAAAGGCAAAGGGCGAUAACAGACAAGACGUCGAGUUUAUGGAUUCAAAGUGCAGUUGUGGAAAGUGGCAGAUGUGGAGAGUUCCUUGUUCCCAUGCGUGCACCGUUGCCAGAGAUCGAGGUAACUCUAUGUUUGAACUCAUUGAUAAACACAACCACAAAGCUACGUGGGAAGCACAGUACUAUGGUGUCUCAUUUCAAGCACCAAGACACGAAGACUAUUGGGCAAAUCCUGGAUGGAAAUUACGUAUCACACCAGAGCAGUUGCUUCCUCGAAAGCGUGGACGAGGCAGAACAAGGAGGAUUCCUAAUCAAAUGGAUGUCCGCGAGGAAGAUGAACCGAGAGCUCCCCGCAAGUGCAGGAAUUGCGGCGUAGAGGGUCAUGACCGUAGAAAUUGCACAGUUGGUCGUGUUAUGUAG